GCCGUCCUUUUUGGUGACGUCGUCGCUGCGUAGCACCAGCAGCGGCGGCCACUAUGGCGGCGUACAGAGUCACUCCUGGCUUUCAGAGAGUUUUGCGAGCUGUGAAGCAUGCUUCCCUGCGGCCACAGUUCUGUGUCAUAAGCUGUCAUGCUCAAUACUCCACUGUUUACAACCCAAAUGAAAAGACCUUUGAUAAGAUCCUCAUUGCAAACAGAGGAGAGAUCGCCUGCAGGGUGAUUAAAACAUGUAAGAAGAUGGGAAUCAAGACCGUCGCUGUGCACAGUGACGUGGACUCAAGUUCGGUUCAUGUGAAGAUGGCGGAUGAGGCCGUGUGUGUGGGCCCCGCUCCCACCAGUCAGAGCUACCUCAACAUGGACGCCAUCAUGGAGGCCAUCCGACAAACUGGAGCUCAGGCUGUUCAUCCUGGCUAUGGCUUCCUCUCUGAGAACAAAGAGUUUGCCAGAAGGCUGGCAACUGAGGGAGUCACCUUUAUUGGUCCCGACACGGAUGCCAUCCAGGCGAUGGGGGACAAAAUCGAGAGCAAACUCAUUGCCAAAGCGGCCAAAGUCAACACCAUUCCUGGCUUUGACGGGGUGGUCAAGGAUGCAGAGGAGGCUGUGAAGAUUGCACAGCAAAUCGGUUACCCUGUUAUGAUCAAAGCAUCAGCCGGUGGUGGAGGAAAAGGCAUGAGGAUCGCCUGGAAUGAAGAGGAGACCAGGGAAGGCUUUCGUUUCUCCUCUCAAGAAGCAGCAUCUAGUUUUGGGGAUGAUCGGCUACUUAUUGAGAAAUACAUUGAUAACCCAAGACACAUCGAGAUCCAGGUAUUAGCUGAUAAGCAUGGUAAUGCUCUGUGGCUGAACGAGAGGGAGUGUUCCAUCCAGAGGCGAAACCAGAAGGUGGUGGAGGAGGCGCCCAGCACGUUUUUGGACCCAGUUACUCGGCGGGCGAUGGGAGAGCAGGCGGUUUCUUUGGCUAAAGCUGUUCAGUAUUCUUCAGCUGGAACCGUUGAGUUCCUCGUUGACUCCAAGAAAAACUUCUACUUCCUAGAGAUGAACACACGCUUACAGGUGGAGCACCCCAUCACAGAGUGCAUCACAGGGUUGGACCUGGUGCAGCAGAUGAUCCGUGUUGCUAAGGGUUACAAGCUCCAGCACAAACAAGAAGACAUCCCUAUCAAUGGGUGGGCUGUAGAGAGCAGAGUCUAUGCUGAGGACCCCUAUAAGUCGUUUGGUCUUCCUUCCAUCGGUCGGCUCUCUCAGUAUGAGGAACCUGUAAACCUGGCUGGAGUGAGAGUCGACAGUGGUAUUCAAGAAGGAAGUGACAUCAGCAUCUACUAUGACCCCAUGAUCUCCAAAUUGGUGACUUACGGAUCCACACGAGAUGAGGCGCUGAGGAAAAUGGAAGAUGCUCUUGAUAACUACGUCAUUAGAGGCGUUACCCAUAACAUUCCUCUCCUGAGGGAGAUCAUCGUCCACCCUCGUUUCAUCUCUGGUGACAUCAGCACCAACUUCCUCCCUGAGGUUUACCCCGAAGGGUUCAAAGGUCACUUGCUGUCGACCGGGGAGCAGCGUGAGCUCCUGGCGGCGGCCGCUGCUCUCUACGUGGCUGCUCAGCUCCGAUCACAGAAGUUUCUGGGACCUCAGAGAGUAGCUAGUGUUCCUCAGGAGAGGAGCAGCUGGGAGCUGUGUGUGGAGUUGGAUAAAGGAGUUCACAUGCUGGGUGUGUCCCGCUCUGGAAGCAGCUACACAGUGGAGAUCGAUGGAGAGAAAGUGGUGGUGUCUGGGGAGUGGAAUCUGGCCUCUGCACUGCUGCCCCUUACUAUUAACGGCAGCCACAGAGUUUUGCAGUGUCUGUCCCGUAACUCUGCUGGGGAAAUCGCUCUGCAGUAUCUGGGCACUUCGUUUAAGGUGCGUGUGCUGAGUAAGCUGGCAGCAUCUCUCAGUAAACACAUGCCAGAGAAGAUUCCUGAAGACACCAGCAGUAUCCUAAGAUCACCCAUGCCUGGGACAGUGGUGGCUGUGUCUGUUAAACCUGGAGAUACGGUGGCAGAGGGACAAGAGAUUUGUGUGAUUGAAGCAAUGAAGAUGCAGAAUAGCAUGACCGCUGCAAAAACAGCCAAGGUCAAGAGUGUACACUGUAAAGCCGGUGAGACUGUGGGAGAGGGCGAUCUUCUGGUGGAGCUGGAAUAACACAUACCUACUGUCUGCUGCCCAACCUGGUACUUACCCUGCAGACAAACCAACAAAGACACUAGUAGCCUAGACGAGGCGUUCCCCAUCACUUUGCUUUCUGUUUCGUCUUCGCUUUUCUUUUUUCCAGUCUUUCUUUGUGCUGGUGUUGGGCACGUUAAGCAUCUUCUUUGACUUUCCGGAUCAGAUUGCAACAAAAGGAAAAUUGGAAAGCAAAAUCACUCCAGUGCCUUUGCGAGGUUUGGGCAUGUCCAGUGUUGGUCGGUAAUCAGCUAGUAAAGAUGUAAUUGACUAGUCAAGUAUAAUGUCGCUGCUCUAUGAUGACAACAUCCAACUAUGGCCACUUGCACCACCAUAACAAGAGAGAAAUUAAUAAUGCUUAGUGUCUAACCGUGACAGGUUCUUGAUUAGUCCAUGCUCUGCCCACAAAUACAUUGUUUUGUAGCAUUUGUAGUUGCUAUAUUGUAUAAGCAUUAUAGAACAUUGGCAAAAAUCCUGUUCAACUUAAUGUGAAACUGUAACACAGAACUCAUUUUGUCCAAAUAUGUAAAUUCUUCACAUUCACAUUGGACGUCUCCAGAUUUAAAUGCUGCACUACUGAGCUAAAAUAUGUUGUUGCUAAUCAGAACUAGGCAGGUUGGAGUUUUAAAUAAAUACCACUCCAAAUGUAGGUAUUCAGACAAAGAAUUUCUGUGUUACAAUAUCUCAUUAUGUUGAAUGUGAUUUUACCAAUAUUCUGUACAGCUGGUGCAGCCUUUCAACAAGCUAGCAUUUGUGAGCAGAGUUUGCAGUAGCAUUAAGAAACACCUGUUCUUAUCUGUUGUCCUCCUUCUAUUUGUAUAGGAUUGUGCAAAGUAGCAAAUGACUCCUCAUUCCACUAGUAGAACCAGUAGAGCUGUUUUCUUUGCACAUUCCACUGUAUUUUCACCCAGGAGUGUGGUUUACAGAAUACAAAUGUAGGAAGCGACUCCAUUCAAGACCUUUUUUUUUAAAAAGCAUUAAAAUGAUCCUUGUCAACACGCAUCCAUUUCAACAAUCCGACUCGUUGAUUUUUUAUUGCCCUUACCAUGUCUCUUUUGUAAUGUGCGGAUGGUAAAAUCACUAAGGAUUGUUGACAUUUCACCUCUGUCUCAUCACUGACAUCUCCUAUGAGUAUUUACUUCUUUAUAAGAAAUUAUCCAGGUUCACUCAUCAUGCUUACUGUAUUACAUUGAGGAGGUUUCAUUAAUGAUUUGUAUGUUUGCUCAGUAGGUUAAAAACACCUUCAGUUGUUUGAGGUCUAUAAACGUCUGAAUGUUAAAAAAAAGAAGUGUUGAUUGAUAUCUUAUGAUAUUUAAGCUCUUGGAUGACCAAGUUGAAACAUUAUGUCCACCAAAUUUUCAAAUCUCCACAUAUUUUACUUGAAAAUGUGAAUGAAACUGGUGCCCUGGGUGACGUCUGGUGGAGCCGACGGAUCAAACCUCACCGAAGUUCAACUUCGUUCUCUUCCCGUCAUGAUAGAACUACGCAACAAAUCCUGGAGUCAUGUUCUGAUUGUAAAUGUUUUUAAGAGUCGCUUUUGUAAUAAUAAAAACAGGACUCAUGGGAAAGAG
Messenger RNA from Pygocentrus nattereri (red-bellied piranha), 3781 nucleotides. It is a transcript of the gene pcca, whose product is annotated as propionyl-CoA carboxylase subunit alpha. Bases 54 to 2189 code for a protein of 711 amino acids. The transcript has 23 exons. The record is from RefSeq and is a predicted model, not a curated record. Gene Ontology annotation, molecular function: propionyl-CoA carboxylase activity; metal ion binding; ATP binding. Lineage: Eukaryota; Metazoa; Chordata; Actinopteri; Characiformes; Serrasalmidae. Gene Ontology annotation, cellular component: mitochondrion.